Messenger RNA from Meriones unguiculatus (Mongolian gerbil), 1160 nucleotides. RefSeq names its product collagen alpha-1(XIII) chain-like. The record is from RefSeq and is a predicted model, not a curated record. The coding region runs from base 495 to 1160 and encodes 221 amino acids. Lineage: Eukaryota; Metazoa; Chordata; Mammalia; Rodentia; Muridae. The transcript has 3 exons.
GAAGUAGCGCUCGGCGCUCAUCCGAUCCGCGCGGCCGCGCCGGCUGUGUCAAGUUACAGAGGCGCCGGAAUCGGCCCCAGCGCGGCUCACUGCGGCCUCGACCCACCUUUGCCCAUGGGGCCCUGCAUGCGCGCCCCUUCGCCCGGGGACUGACAGCCGCUCUCACUGGGAGACGCAAAAAACCCAGAAGGACCCCGAGCGUCGCACCAACCCGAGGACUCUGAAGAGGGAGCGGGCCAGAUCCCCAACUUGGAACAUUCUUCGAAAUAACUUUUUUUCCUACUUUGGCGUACCCCGUUCGCGCCUGCUGGUGGCUCUUGGCUGUCCCUGACUCCGACUGCUCAUUUUCUGUCCUCUUUGGAGAGCAAAGGAAAGGGACGUUCUCCAGCCACGCUGGUCUCCUUUCCCCCUGUCUAGCAGCUUGGACCACGCCUCUUGGAUCUCGUUUUUAUUUAUUCUAUUUAUUUAUUUAUUGGCUCUCAAGACGCGAGGGGAUGGUGGCGGAGCGCGCCCGUAAAGCGGCAGCCUCCGGUACCCGCGGCCCUGGGGAGCUGGGCGCGCCCGGGCCGGAGACUGUUGCGCUGGCGGAGCAGUGCGCGAGGCUGCCGAGCCCCGGGUGCUGCGGACUGCUGGCGUUGGCGCUGUGCUCGCUGGCUCUCAGCCUGCUUGCCCACUUUCGGACCGCCGAGUUGCAGGCCCGGGUGCUGCGCCUGGAAGCGGAGCGCGGGGAGCAGCAGAUGGAGAAAGCUAUUUUGGGAAGAGUCAACCAACUGCUGGACGAGAGAUGGAAGUUCUACUCACGCAGGCGCCGGGAGGCCCCGAAGAUGUCUCCAGGAUGCAACUGCCCACCAGAUGAGAAGCAGGACAAUAUAGGCUCCAGCUGGCAAGGAAACAGCUCCUUCAGGCAUGUCGUCGUGCUGGAGCUGGGUGGGGCUGGCGCCCAGAGUGCUGCUGUGGGACCCAUCCCUUCUGCCUCGGACUGGGAGGCUGGGACAUCCAACAUUAGUCUGGAGAGUUUGGGCAGCUGCAGUGGGAAUGCAGGGAGAUGUAGUCCAUCCACCGGCAUGUCAGUCCCACUGCAGGCACAUGGCUGGAAGAUGGAUGGAAGGGGAGAGGAGAAGUUUGGCCAAGCCAGUGGAUGUGGUUCAGACACUCUGUGA